AACUGAUUCUCUCCCCAAAUACGAUUGUCUUUUUCAAAGUGCCAUUGAGGGGGGGUCAUCCUGGGAGCAGGACCGUUUAUAAGACAGCAGAUGACCCUCCUUCUCCGCGACUGCGGCUGCUUCCCUGCUGCUGGCUGUAAGGUCUGGCUCCCCUCUGCCUGCCUGUGCUGAGGGCUGCCCUCCCACGCCGUCGCCCCGGAGUUAAACUCUUCAUGCUGCCAACAUGCGGAGCUCCCCGGGGCCCGUCUCGGCGUUUGUGAUGCUGGUUGUUACCGCCGUGCACGCGGGAGGGAAGGUGACCCCGGACGUGAAGUACACGAAGACGAAGCCCUUACAGCUGGUGGGCAGCGGUGCCUCUCACCCCCCCCUCACCCCUCUCGUGGGCAAAAGCCCGUUCCCGGGCAGAGCCAAGUUACCCACCCCCGGCCCCGCGGCCACCACGCUCUUCCCCUUCGAGAACUACACGCUCGACACAGCCGAUUUCUUCUUCAACUGCUGUGACUGCUGCCCUCCUGCCGCGGGGCCCCGGGGGCAGCCGGGGGAGCAGGGCCCCCCAGGGCCCAAGGGGGAGAAGGGAGAGGCUGGUCUGCAAGGUCUGCCGGGAACGCCAGGUCCUCAAGGUCCAAAGGGUUCUAAAGGAGAAAGAGGAGGCAGAGGGGAGCAAGGCGAGCGAGGAGUAAGUGGAAACCCCGGUUAUCCAGGCAAACCUGGGCUGCAAGGUGAAGCUGGAGUAAAAGGCAAUAAGGGCAACUACGGCUUCCCUGGACUGAAAGGACAAAAGGGGUCGAAAGGGGACGCUUGUGAGAACGGGACCAAAGGAGAGAAGGGAGAUAGGGGGGAUGCUGGAGACCCGGGAGUGGAUGGAGAACAGGGUGACAAAGGGGAAAAGGGAGACACAGGGGAGAAGGGGUACUGCGGGGAGCCAGGGGGAAGGGGUGCGAAGGGAGAAAGGGGGGAAGGGGGGACAAAGGGAGAAAAAGGGAGCAAAGGGGAGAUGGGGGUUGAGGGUGUUCAGGGGGUGGAUGGAAAACAGGGAGAAAAAGGCGAGCAAGGAAGUAAGGGUGAAAAAGGGGACCUGGGACCCGCUGGCAUGACGGGACCUUCUGGACCCAAGGGGGCCGCCGGCAGCAAGGGGGGCCGAGGGGCCCCGGGAAAGAAAGGGUCCCGUGGGGCGAAAGGCGCCCGAGGGGACACCGCAAAGCUCCUGCGAUCAGCCUUCAGCGCCGGCUUGUCCAAACCCUUCCCUCCGCCCAACGUCCCCAUUAGAUUUGACAAGAUCUUAUACAACGACCAAGAAGAUUACAACCCUUCCACCGGGAAAUUCAACUGCAGCGUGCCCGGGGCGUACGUCUUCGCCUACCACCUGACGGUGAGAGGCCGGCCGGCCCGGGUCAGCCUCGUCGCCCGCAGCAGGAAGGUGGCCAAAGCCCGUGAGACGCUUUAUGGCCAAGAGAUCGACCAGGCAUCCUUCCUGACCGUCCUGAAGCUGAGCGCGGGCGACCAGGUUUGGCUGGAGGUGGCGCGGGACUGGAACGGGGUCUACGUCAGCGCUGAGGAUGACAGCGUCUUUACGGGGUUUCUUCUGUAUCCGGACGUUUUUGAGAUCCUGCUGUAGAUUUAAAGGGCAGAGGCGUUACUGAGAAACGUGCUCUUCCCUCUGCCUGUGAGAGGAGGAACGAGCGUCCGUUGGGCACAUCGGUUUAGCGGCUAGGUUUUGUGGUCUUUUAAUCUAAAAUACUUGCAUUUGCAAUACACGGAUUAGUUUUAGCUAGCAGCCCCAAGAAGCGGCACGUCCUUUGCGCAGGUGGGCGGUGGCUGUGAGAAACCCUUGUCUAAGCACCAGCAGGGCGGGCGUGGGGGGGGGGAUUUCACAUCACAGGUUUCAGGUUUGUAAUUAGCUUGUUCAAAUUAAGUAAUGACACUCAUUGUCUGAUGCCAAUUUUAAUCAGGCCAGCUCCUGUAAUCCUUUCAUGGUCAAAACUCCUCGGGAAAUCAGUACUGAUAACCAUUGGUUUUGGUAAAGACUGCAGAGUUUGAUUUAUAGAGCUUAAUCAGACGUGAACAGAAGCGGUAGGUUUCUGGAAAUCUCAUGAAAAGAUUUAAAGUUAUUUUAUCACUGAGUAAGUAUUAUCUAGUACUUUAGACUUGGUCAUGAAUUAUAUAAAGGUUUGUCUAAAAGAGUAUUAGAGCUAUUUGAUCAGUGUAAAAAACCCCUAACCAUUGUCCUUAGGCAAAAAUAUAUCUGAAACUUUCAAAAAGUAACUGAGAGAUGCAUAAUCCAAUUUAUUAGGCUACUCAGUAACCCCCUGUUUCUGAGCUGUGAUUCAGCUGAUGCUGCGGGGUCGGCCCUCGGCUGCGGGGAAGAGGAGGAGGAGGAGGAGGAGGAAGAGGCAGCCAGGAGCAGGCUUUGGCACCCACAUGCGUCUUAAGGCGUUGUGAUGGCCCAGAGAA
This is a messenger RNA of Tyto alba (common barn owl), 2451 nucleotides long. It is a transcript of the gene OTOL1, whose product is annotated as otolin 1. NCBI's taxonomy places the organism in Eukaryota, Metazoa, Chordata, Aves, Strigiformes, Tytonidae. The record is from RefSeq and is a predicted model, not a curated record. Gene Ontology annotation, molecular function: protein binding. The transcript has 6 exons. Bases 224 to 1615 code for a protein of 463 amino acids.